Messenger RNA from Leguminivora glycinivorella, 7108 nucleotides. RefSeq lists its product as uncharacterized. Gene Ontology annotation, biological process: DNA integration. The record is from RefSeq and is a predicted model, not a curated record. The transcript is spliced from 6 exons. Gene Ontology annotation, molecular function: nucleic acid binding. Bases 3259 to 6804 code for a protein of 1181 amino acids. Lineage: Eukaryota; Metazoa; Arthropoda; Insecta; Lepidoptera; Tortricidae.
GACCAACGCGAAACUAUAGAGCCCCAAGAAUAUUCCCCUGCGGCAACACUGGCGGCGCCCUCUGGGUGGAGCCAUAGUAAGUAUCUCAAAGUUGUCAAACUACGUGCCACGUAGACAUUCCACGAGGCGCGAGAAACGCGCCAGUACUUAAAAGUGUAACACACAGUGAAGUGAUCCACGUGCUAUCCAGAUAUUGCAGAGAAGACUAAAGCUAAGUAUUUAUUUAUACUUGGUGGCUCACAGUGGUGUAAUGGUAUCUCUUACAAUUGUUUCCAUAUCUAACUAAAGGCUAUUACCUCGAUUAUCUUAGUAACAGACAAGGCGCACUAAAGGUGCCACUAGGUGCCGAGUUGUCUAUCUAAAUAGUAAGUAUGGUACUCAAUCCUGGAAGACUAGUUCUCCAGAGGCGCAAGCAGACAAGGCACGCUAAAGGUGCCGGUAAGUGACAGGUAGACACACUUAGAAUAAGCAUGCAUGCUCAAUCAUGGUGAGACCGCGGCGUGCUCGGCUCAGCCCGGGGGUCGAGGUCGCCGGGGGUCGAGGGGCACGUCGGCGGCGUACCUGGCUCAGCCCGGGGGUCGAGGUCGCCGGGGGUCGAGAGGUACGUCGACGGCUCACUGUUCUCAAUCCUGGUAAGACUAGAUCGCCAGAGGGUGAGGUGCAAGUCCACGGCGUGCUCGGCUCAGCCCGGGGGUCGAGGUCGCCGGGGGUCGAGGGGCACGUCGGCGGCGUACCUGGCUCAGCCCGGAAAGACGAGGUCGCCGGGGGUCGAGAGGUACGCCGACGGCCCUCACUGUUAUCAAUCCUGGAAGACGAGUUCUCCAGAAGAGUCGGUAUGAUAGGUACGAGGGUGUUGACAGUUCAGCACGUCCUCACACCCGCCGAGCUCCAGACAGACGUGCCGUAGUGUGGCGGUACGUCUCGACUAUCCACUUGGGCGUGUAGGCGUCCGAGGAAGAUGUAUCUGGUGUACCCUGUCUGGUUGAAUAAGAUCAAUCCUUAGUAUGAGUAGUAUGACGAUGAUGUAUGUUCUAAGGGACGGUUGUUAGGAGAAUACCAUAUUCAUGAGCACUUAAAACCCACAGAUCACGGAGUGACAAUCAGCCGCCGUAACAUAAAAGCAAGCGAAGCAGAUCAGAGGCUCACCUGGCCCCGAGAAGGUUGGGACAGCGUGAGCGUGGAUGAGGAAUCAUCUAUAGAAAUGUCAGGUAUGUAUACCAUGCAUUCUGUUUGGUGGUCAGUAUAUAUAUUGACCACACACACACAAAUAAGUUGCCAUCCUUCUCCUUUACGGACUCGUAAAUGUACCGUAGGCGGCUAGGAGAGGGGUGGCGACAAUGGUGGUUAGUGCUGGGAUUGAACAGAUAUAGAAUCAAGGCAUAACCUAAAAUGAAUGCAAGGUAUACUAUCCUAACAUUAAACGUAUUAUUCUAAGAAAAAUAACAUGUGUGUGUCAAUAGUAACAAAAAUUGCAAGAUUUGUACUUUAAGUACACGUGCGGAAUCAUAUAAUUACAGGGUCUGGUUCAACAUCAAUUUUGGCUCAUUUAGUUAUGAAAGUUACUUCAAGAGCUCAAUAAGUGAAGACUUUUAAGAAUAAAGUAAUUUCAUUGACUGUGUAAUACGGCAGGAUAUGAGAAAAUACAUCAUGGCGUACUCUCUCGGCUAAAGGAUGGUUUACUUACUUAUAAGAUACAUUUUAUUCCCCGUAUAAGAAAAAAGGCUCAAUUGUUAUAAAUAAUGUUUAAAAAAUAAAAGUAUGAAGAUUUCAGUAUUCGUCCGAAUUUAUGAAAUUAAAAAUUCAUUAUUCAAAAAUAAAAGGUCAUGUUAUUGAACAAAGUUGCUUCAGUUGCUUCCGGGAUACGUCACGAAUACGUCUCUGAUUGGCCAAAAGCGAAACAUGGCGGCCAUCGCGCCAUCGCGGCGGCCAUAGCACGAAGUAGUGUUGCUACAGUUACAGUAAGAAGAUUACCCGAAAUGUCGGGAGAAAAUUACGACUCGAAAGGAUUAACCGGAUAACUUCAGUGAAGAGAAGAAAUUAUUUUACAAACGGAUUCGACUUGGAAGGCAGUAAUGAGAAUUUUCUUAUAAGAUGAAUGUGUAAUUAAGUCAAACGGUCAUACUGAACUGUGUAUAGAUAUAAGUCGGUAAGAAUUUUGUCUUUGUGUUCGUAAUUAUAUUGGAUUGAUUAGUAUAUAAGCUAGAAGAUCUUUUCAGGGAUAAGAAGAGAAGCACUAGCCUAUGGUAUACUGCAGGUAUAUCUUAUAAGUCUUAUAAGACAAGCGUAAAAUAAGAAGGGGCAGAGGAAUUUUCCGCUUUGAAUUUUACUUGAUACAUGUGUGUUAAACUUAAUUAGAAUUAAGAUUUUAGUAUUAAGUAUUUGUAUAAAAGUAAUAACGAUGCAUCUAAAAGGACCGAAGAAGAAACAAGUUACGGUUAGUUUAUUCGUUAAAUAUGUCAGAAAUCAGGGAGUUCUGACUAAGGCUGGCAACACUAAUUCCCGUAGAGAAUACGCUUUACUUUGAAACUUUGUUUACGGAGAAGCUGCAACAGCGCUGGUUCCCAAGAAGUUUGCAUCCAGUUUAUAGGAAGACAAAAACACGAACCGGCCUCCGUGAACCAUCACGGACUCGACACAUACCACCGGAUUAGACGAGAAAAGAGAAAAGAAAUUCCUCGGACAAGAUGGACGAGAUUCUCUUAAUCAGACUUCGAAUCACCAGUGAAAAAAUUGGUGCUGAAUUGGAAACAAUACCCAGUACGGUUCGGUCAGAAAACAUAGGACAGGCUCAGGUCGUCUAUAACAGACUGCAAGCUGCAGUGAAUAGGCUCAACGCUAAUUUAUCAGAAUACUUUCGUUUAGCUACAACUCCUGCAUCAGAUGAAAUUUUCUUGAUUAGUGGCCAGCAGCUUUUAGCAGAAGAGACUUUAGCAGAACUCAAGGCGAAGAUCGACCAAGUCACCGUAUCCCGUGAGACCCAGGAAAAGCCGCCUGAAGUGAAUUCCUCUUGUCGACUACCGAAACUCCAACUACAGGUUUAUAACGGGGAUGUGCUUUCCUGGUGCGAAUUUUGGGAUAGUUUUAGCAGCAAUAUCGACUCAAGAAACUUACCUGAUGUAGACAAGCUGUCUUAUCUUAAAACUUCAGUGACGGGUGAUGCUAAGAAAGCUAUUGAUGGCCUGCCUACCACUAACGGAAACUAUAAGAUAGCGGUCACUCUACUAAAGGAACGUUUUGGCAAGAAAGCUCAUCUGAUUGAUGCCCACUAUGCUACAUUAUACAAAAUCGAAGCGGCAAAAAGCAUUAUCAUGGAUAACUUAUCCGCCUGACUUACCUAAUAACUUUGGAAUCGCCUUUGGGCGUCUGUCAAGUUUACUGAAGCGCAUGGACCAAGAAACCUUAAUGUCAUACGACGAUACAUUUAAACAACAAUUAGCUAAGGGUAUAAUAGAAGUCGUACCCACAUCAGGAACGUCAACUGGUAACGCUAUUCACUACCUACCCUUCCAUGGAGUACGUCAUCGAGGAAAACCUAUGCGAAUCGUGUAUGAUGCUAGUUCCAAGAGUAACAAGAACACCAAGAGUCUGAACGAGUGCUUAUACAGAGGACCACUCAUGCUUGAAGACCUUACAGGGUUACUCAUCAAAUUCAGGACACAUCACAUAGGAUUGACGUCCGACAUAGAAAAGGCGUUUUUACAGAUGGCAUUACACGAGAAGGAUCGUGACGUUACCAGAUUCUUAUGGCUUAAAGAUACCUCUAAACCAGUAUCUCAGGAUAACCUACUUUACCUAAGAUUCUGCAGAGUUCCAUUCGGCGUGAUAUCUUCACCGUUUCUACUGAAUGCGACUAUUAAAGAACAUUUAAAUAAUGCAGAAGAUCAGCAUGUCAGGCAGAAAGCGAAUGACAUAUACGUAGACAACUUUGUUUCAGGCUGUAGUACUACAGCUGAAGCAAUAGAGCUUUACAAAAGUUUAAAAGGAUCUUUUCAAGAUAUUUCAAUGUCAAUCAGGGAUUGGAGUUCUAACUCCGAAGAAUUCAUGAAGAUGGUCCCUGAUACAUGUAAAGAAAACAAGAUAAAAGUACUUGGCUUAGAGUGGGACAUAAAAAAGGACACCCUCCAGCUGAAGCCCAACCUCCAAGAGGAAGCAGUCACAAAAAGAGGAAUACUGAAGACUAUCGCAUCAAUUUAUGACCCGUGCGGUUACGCGGCACCUCAUACAUUAUCAGCUAAACUUUUUCUGCAAGGACUUUGGAAGGCCGGAGUAUCUUGGGACUCACCAUUAUCAAGCGAGCUAACAGAAGAGUGGAACAUCAUCCGACAGAACCUAGAAGUCAUAGGAAAGGUAUCGGUGGAUAGAUGUUACAUGAAGACACCAACGGAAGCGAAUUACCAACUGCACUGCUUCACAGAUGCUUCACUACAAGCCUACGCAGCAUCGGUGUUUCUAGUCUGUGGCUCGAAGAAAAGCUUUAUCAUGGGUAAAUCCCGUCUGAUACCAACCAAGGAUCAAGAUAACCUCAAGAUACCCCGUCUAGAACUUCUGGGAGUACUGAUAGGCUGUAGACUGAUGAAGUUCGUCCUUAAGUUUCUGCAACAGAAAAUAGUAAGACAAGUCUUAUGGACCGAUAGUCAGAUUGUCAUCGAAUGGUGUAAGUCUAACAAACUACUUCCUCCCUUCGUUGCCAGACGAGUAGAAGAAAUCAAGACAAACAAAGACCUGGAGAUAAGAUAUCUACCAUCAAGCUUGAACCCAGCAGAUGUAGGCACAAGACCCCUUCGUGCAGAGGAAGAUAAGGAGAAAUGGCUGAAUGGUCCGCAGUUUAUAACAGAAGAUCCACAGAAAUGGCCAACCACAUCCGGCAGUGAGCCAACCAGUUCUCUUCUGACAGGGGAGGGUCUUGGGUUCCAAGAAGACAUAGAGAUGGUCGAUAAAGAAGAUCCAGUUGUUAAUGUCAACCCGAUGAAAACGGAGGAAAUUAUAACACCAAAUGAAGUGAUAGGAAAUAAUCAGUCAACAGACGACAAGCUUCAUAAAUUAAAAGAAAUUCAAGCUAAAUAUUUUCCUCUAGAGGUAGAAGGAAAAGAAACCAAUCUAAGUCGAAACUUAGGAGUAUUCAAGGACAUUGAUGACCUAUUGAGAUGCAAAGGUCGUAUGAAAAACGCAAACUGGUCGUUCGACAAACGAUACCCUAUACUCAUACCAAAAGAGUCAGAUUUCACGAAGGAAAUUAUAAUGAAAACUCAUCAAGAGAACAAACAUGUAGGUGUCAGCCACACGCUUGAUAAAAUAAGAGAAAUGUAUUGGAUUCCUCAAGGAAGAAGUAAAGUCCAACGGAUAUUAAAGGGAUGCCCUGAAUGUAUGAAACAUGAUGGAGGACCUUAUAGACUACCAGAAACCCCUGCUCUUCCUAAAGAGAGAGUCAAUUACAGCUCUCCUUUUACGUACGUUGGAACAGACUACCUGGGACCACUUCUAGUUAACAACGGGAAUGGCAGUUGUAAAAGAUGGAUUAGCCUUUAUACAUGUUUAGCGGUAAGAGCCAUUCACCUGGAAGUGGUAAAGGAUCUAACAGCGGAAGAAGGUCUUCUGGCCUUAAAAAGGAUGAUAUCAGCGAGAGGCGUGCCUACCUUAAUUACAUCUGACAACGCAGCUCAUUACAAGUUACUUUCUGAAAUUCUUCAAGACCCAUAUUGCAUAGAAAAGGAGAUUAAAUGGAAAUUCAUACCGCAAUUAGCCCCAUGGCAUGGAGGAUUUUACGAAAGGUUGAUUGGCUUAACCAAGAAUUGUAUGAAGAAAACCUUACAAAAACACUUAUUGAAUGACAGCCAGCUGGCAACAACAGUUAAGGAAAUAGAAGCAGUACUUAACACAAGACCUUUAACCUACGUGGAUUCAGAACCUGACCACGUAUUAAAACCCUCAGACUUUCUUACCAUGGGAAAAUGUAUCGUAAUGGAAACGUCGAGCAUGGAUCCUAUUACGUCACAUGGGACAGUAACCAAAGACAAUCUAAUUAAAGGUUGGAAGAAAGCGCUCAUCAUUCUACGAGAAUUCAAAGAGAUGUUUGAGAACAGGUAUCUCCUAAAUUUGAGAGAAAGAUACUCCCAUCAUCCUAAGGAGCCUAGAGUGACUUCAAAAUUAACGCCAAAAAUAGGUCAGAUAGUGCAAAUAAAAGGCGACACGAAGAAUAGGAUCAAUUGGAAAGUUGGGAAAAUAGUAUCUUUAAAGGAAGGCGCCGAUGGUUUAUGUAGAGUAGCCACGGUCCAAGUAGGAGAUACAAUAUAUACAAGAUCUAUCGCGCAUCUCUACCCGUUAGAGAUCGAAGAUGGAGAGGAACAGUGUAAACAAACGUCACAUGAAGAAAGCGUAGAAGAAUCUGUACAGGUUCCUGACGUCCCACAUCCAACAAGAAGGGACGACGUGAUGAAAGAAUCCACUAACGACGUUCUUAAGACUUCUGAGCAGAAAUCUUAUCAAUUAACAGAAUUAAACGAGUCAGAAGAAAUACCGUCUGAUUCAGUCUUAUUAGAGCCUGCAUCUAGUCAGUUACACGAGCCUGAGCCUAAGUCCAUACCCGAACCAGACCCACUCGCAGUCAAAGACAUGACGUUCUGCGAGAACACUGAUCCUGAAACGCACCACCUAGAGAACAUCGCGUCGGCUGAACAUCACGACGAGUCCAGACCUAAGAGAGCAGCGGCGCUUCGUGCUCUUGAGAAGAUUAAGGAGUGGACCAGCAACUUAGUCGCAGUUUUGCUGCCUGUAGUGGGGAGUGUCGCGACCAACGCGAAACUAUAGAGCCCCAAGAAUAUUCCCCUGCGGCAACACUGGCGGCGCCCUCUGGGUGGAGCCAUAAUCACGGAGUGACAAUCAGCCGCCGUAACAUAAAAGCAAGCGAAGCAGAUCAGAGGCUCACCUGGCCCCGAGAAGGUUGGGACAGCGUGAGCGUGGAUGAGGAAUCAUCUAUAGAAAUGUCAGGUAUGUAUACCAUGCAUUCUGUUUGGUGGUCAGUAUAUAUAUUGACCACACACACACAAAUAAGUUGCCAUCCUUCUCCUUUACGGACUCGUAAAUGUACCGUAGGCGGCUAGGAGAGGGGUGG